Messenger RNA from Manis javanica (Malayan pangolin), 6418 nucleotides. It is a transcript of the gene C16H6orf89, whose product is annotated as chromosome 16 C6orf89 homolog. The record is from RefSeq and is a predicted model, not a curated record. Lineage: Eukaryota; Metazoa; Chordata; Mammalia; Pholidota; Manidae. Gene Ontology annotation, cellular component: Golgi membrane; nucleolus.
GGAAGAAGGAGCUCUUGGAGGCCGCGCCGCCUAGCCUUUGGCGCGGGAGUUGCUUCCGGGUUGCGCACCGGAAGCAGGAAGUUGGAGGUUUAUCCUCCUCGCCCGGCGGCUGCUGUCCCCGAGGCGGGAGGAGCCUGAGGGGACGCGGGCCCCGCAAGGAUUUUGUAUUGGAAGACAUGGAUCUUGCUGCCAAUGAGCUCAGCAUUUAUGACAAACUUUCAGAGACUGUUGAUUUAGUGAGACAGACAGGCCAUCAAUGUGGCAUGUCAGAGAAGGCAAUUGAAAAAUUUAUCAGACAGCUGCUGGAGAAGAAUGAACCACAGAGGGGGCCACCCCAGUACCCUCUCCUUAGAGCUGUGUAUAAGGUCCUCGUAACCCUGGGAUUAAUCUUGCUCACUGCCUACUUUGUGAUUCAACCUUUCAGCCCAUUACCACCUGAACCUGUGCUUUCUGGAGCUCAUACCUGGCGCUCACUCAUCCAUCACAUUCGGCUGAUGUCCUUGCCCAUUACUAAGAAGUAUAUUCCAGAAAAUAAGGGAGUUCCUGUGCAUGGCAGUAAUGAAGACAGACCCUUUCCAGACUAUGACCCCUGGCGGACAAACAGUUGUGAACAGAAUGAGUCAGACCCCAUCCCUGCCAACUGCACUGGCUGUGCCCAGAAAUUACCCCUCAAGGUAAUGCUUCUGGAAGACACCCCGAGGAAAUUUGAGAGACUCCAUCCUCUGGUGAUCAAGACAGGACAGCCCCUGAUGUCUGAGGAACUUCAGCAGUUCUUGUGCCGGUACCCUGAGGCAACAGAAGGCUUCACUGAAGGGGUUUUCACCAAGUGGUGGCGCUGCUUUCCUGAACGGUGGUUCCCGUUUCCUUAUCCGUGGAGAAGACCUUUGAAUAGGUCACACAUUUUACGUGAGCUUUUUCCUGUUUUCACCUACCUGCCAUUUCCAAAAGAUUCCUCCUUGAAAAAGUGCUUCCUUUUUCAACCGGAACCUAUUGUGGGGAGUAAGAUGCAUAGGAUGCAUGAUCUGUUUACUGUUGGCAGCGGUGAGGCCAUGUUGCAGCUCAUCCCUCCCUUCCAGUGCCGAAGCCACUGCCAGUCAGUGGCAAUGCCACUAGAGCCCGGAGAUGUUGGCUAUGCUGGUGCCACUCACUGGAAGGUCUACGUUAUAGCCAGAGAGGUCCAGCCUUUGGUCGUUUGUGAUGGAACCACCCUCUCGGAACUAUAGGAAACAACUAUGUAGAGGAACAGCUUUGAGAGCUGAAGAUCAGAAUGAAAGGAGGGAAAUAAAAACAAAAACUAUGACACCAUUUUCCAGGGGGUUGAUUACUUAGUUACCUGCCCUGUGCAUGCAUGUAUGAGCCAGCUGUGUGCUGGAGGCAAUGGCCAGAGCCUGGCCCUUCCAACCCUUCCAGCCCAGCGGCUUGGCCAGGACUUUGCUAUUACCCAUCUGUGAGAGACUGGGUUCUUCCAGGCCUUUCAGCACUGUCGCCUUGAGGCUGCUCCUCAGACAGGAAACAGGGUUGGUGCCUUCCCUCACUUGCAUGGCACAAUCCCCUCUGCUGCCUCCCUGGCCAUGGAGAGGACAGCCAGCAGGCCUUAACUUCAGAGCCAUCCUUUACUACGUGGGCCUGCUUGUCGUUUCUUCCUGGCCACACCACCCUGUUUUUUGGAAAGCCAUGGCUCAUUAAAGAAGUCAUUGCAGUUUCCCAAGCAGAAUGGAUUCUAAAACCAGUGAAAAAAGAUCAGGCAACCUCAAAUUGCACUCAAGAAAUUCAGUUAUUUCCCAGAGUUGAGGGCUCCAGAAGUGUCAGUGGUGCCAAGCUGGAGUCUGACUGUAAUUGAAAUGGUAAUUCCUAAGGUGAUACUUUCCUCCACUUCAUCAGGUUCCUGUGCCCUCUCCCCCAGCUCCCUUGCCUGUCUGGAUGGGUUUCUCCCAAGUUGGGCUCCGGGUCCUGCCUCCCUGGGCCAGGCCAGAGCCCUUAAUGCUGAGGCAGCACUGCUCCUGUCAAGCUGUUUGUCGACACAUUGGCUUUUACCACAUGUCUUCAGCGGGGGAUGAGUUAGUGCUGGCCGGGGAAAGGGUGCCUCCCCAGGUUUGAUCUUUAGGGUCCAACUUUCUGGAGGAAAGAUGUUUAACAGAUGUGUCAAGCUGAUGUUGUAAUGUGGCUGGGGAAGGAACUCCAGACCCAAAGUGCUUGCCAGCUGGGUAUGUGACUGCGAUGCUCUGUCUUAAAGUGAUUCCUCUCUUUGUCCUGGAAAACAAGGUGAGGCAUUUUUAUUUUUUGUAAUAAUACAAAGCUGUGUUCUUCAGACGGGUUGAUUCACUGUACUCACUGCUUUCCCCGAGUGCUUUUAGUGUGUACAAUCAAAUGGUAUAAAUUAGGACACACUUUUCUUGCUUCCUUUUUCCCUGUAUUAUUCCUUUAUUGACAGUUCAGGGUAUUUGGCCUUUGGUCAGGCUGUGGCCAAGAUGAAGAAGAAACCACAGUGUGGCCCCUGGUUCUGAAUCACAAAUGAAGUGGGCCCAGGGUGGGUGUCUGUCAGUUCCAGAGCGGUAAUAGACAGUGGUGAGGGAAGGAAGUGUAUCUCCUUGCGGGGACUCUUCACCCCUUGAGGCGCCUCUGUGCCAUGUCUCUGGGCCCUCUUUCUCUGCACAUGUUGUGAGCGGCCAUGGGGAUCAUUGGGUACUUGAAGGGCCUGUUGGUGGGCUUACAGAGAACAAGUGGUUCACAGAGCUCAGGUGGAAACACAGCCUCCUCCGCACGCUAGGAUGGAACUAGGGUGAACUGUACCGGAGGGAAUUAUUCCUUAAAAGAAUCAGCGCCUUGUGUGGACUAAUACAGGAAAAACAAAACUUUUUGUACAUAUGAAAGUCAUGCUGCUGAGCAGUUAUGAUUUAAGAGGUUUUAAGUCAGAGGGAUCAUUUGAGGCCAGCUUUGUACAAGCUUUUAGAGCCUUUGCAAUGUCCUUCCCCUGCUGCUCUAGGGGAAGGAGUACAUGUAAACAGGUUCUUCAGAGACCUCUCAAGAGUUUUCAUAAGUUAGGCCCUUUGGGUUAACAAAAGUUAGAGUUCCGCAGAAGCACAGCCGCGGUUUUGACCAUUGCAAUGUCUGACGCGUUUUUAUAAAUCACGCUGUGUUCCUUCCCCUUUUCUGUCCUGCCCUUCACACUUCAAAUUUUCAUAAAAUAUUCACUUCACCUUCAACUUUGAGAACUAAGAAACCUUUGCAUGUGUUAGUAUUCUGAGGCAUCACCUGGGAAACCCCUUAAGCUGCUGUGCUGUCUGGGGGUCUACAGAGAGCAGUGCGGUGGCAGAUAGAGGCUGGUGCAUAUGCCACUCAUUUCACUUACAAUCUACCCGGUUCAGAAUCGAAUGCAGAUUUAUGAUAAGGGAGAAAUUUUCCAAACGGCAUUUUCUACACUUAAUUACUGGAUAUGUAGAAGUAAUUUGCUUUCUUAAGGUAAUUUGAAAAGCAGGAUCUACCACUGAGCAGUCCUACAGGAAUAGCUUGGGAUUGCCAGCCAGUCCCUUUCUGGGUACGCAAGGCUUUGUGUGAGGGUGCUGCGGGAUGUCCCCUGCUCGCUUAGCUCUCAGUUCCCCUGUGGAAGCAGCAGAAAUCCCUCUGCACCACCCAGUGUGGGAAGGAGGGUCGUCAGGAUGAGGAAGCAGAGUUGGGCAGCACAGAGGGGACCACUCAGUCAACUCGCCACCUGCACUGCCGUGAUGAGAACAACCAGUGGGGCUGUGAAAAGAUGGAUGUGCUCACAAAUCUGAGUGUUUAAUAGAGGUGACAAGGUGGUGACCUCUGCACAUGGGUUGGGUUCACUUUCUUACAGUUUCCUGGAGCAAGACCUAUAUCCCCAGAAAACAGCACUCUGGGGAGAAAGUCUGCUUUGGCACCAGUCUGAAGCAUUUAUGUCCAGAUAUCCUGAGGUCUCCAGCAAUCAGUACUGGACAGAUGCUAUACCUCUUCUGGCUUAUUAAAAAAGGCAGACCACAUCCUCCCCUUAUUGUCAAAUUUUUAAGGAAGGGAGGGAGUAAAAUAAUAGUGGUUUGUGAAAACAAAAUCCUCCUAUUCUGUGAAAUUAGUCUACAAAAUGGGCAGAUUUGGGCUCAUUUUUUGAAAGAGGGAUAAUAACAUUUGUCCAGCCCACUCCAGCUCAGAGCACCUCAAUGUAUGUGAUCUCCUUUCAACCUUACUCAUUCAGCCUUGUAAAGUACUGUGAGAUCCUCACUUUACAAGUAAAGAGACUAGGGCUUAGAACAGUUAACUGGAAGAAACAAGGGCUUAUAGCUGGUUCUGGGGCAUAUUGUUUUCCUGCUGCAGUAUACGGUGGUGCCCAGGAACAAAGAUGUGGCUUUAAUUGACUUGGGUGUGCCCCUCUGGGGUUGAAAUACCUAGGGACAGGAUCAGCAAGCUAGACACUCUUAAGGGUUUGUUUUUUAAGCUUCUGGACAGAAAUGGAGGAGAGAAUCUAACCAGAUGACUUUUAUAACAAUUCUUUCACUUUCUCCCUCCCCAUUUGAAAGCUCUUCUUAAGAGUGAGUGUGGCUGGAACACAAUCGCGUCCAGCUAUUUUCCUGUCACCACAUGUUUCCAGAUGUGGGACCAGAAAAAGGACUCUGCCUAAUUCCAGUUGUGGGUCCCCUUGGAGUUUACAUCACUUGUUUUUCAGUUCUGUUUUCUAUUCCCUUCAUCCAAAAUCCAGCAUAGGCUUCUAUGUAGGAACGUUUACUUAAAAACAAAAUUUCAAGUUCCUUAGCUGCAGGUGAUGGCCUCCAUCAUUUUAAUAUAGUCUGGAAUAAGAGUUUGCUCAUUAACCAAUAGCUUCCAUAGUAAACAUUCAAAACCCCAAAGCAAAGUUCACUUCUCAUCUAAUCCUUGCCCAGCAAGAGAAGGCCAGGUUGUAGGGAGACGAGAGGGAAAGCUGCGUGGAGAGAGGUGAUCCUGGCUUCUGUUCAAGCUUCAGUUGUUAGAGGGUCUUUCAGGUUCUUGAGCUCUUCUAGCAAUAAAGGAGAAACUGCUGAGUUCACAGCUUCCACACUCGUUAACAUUUAGUGGUGGCCCAGCACACACUAAAAUUGAUUGAAGAAAGGGUGUGCCAGAGAAGUGUUUAAAAUAGUAUUUUACAUUAAGAUUCCAUUUGGACCUAAACUUACUGUGUCAGGGUCAGGAGGCUAGGAGGUGCAGGUGAUUACAGAGAUACCCCUGCAGCAAAUUAAAAAUGGGAGGCUCUGGGAAUGUGCUGUGUCACAUCUGUGUGCAUAUCCCUGGCCUCCUCACCCCCAGCCUCCCAGUAUCCAGCAGCUUCUUUGACAAAAGCAUCUCCAAGGAGAUGGACAGGUGCUCUGUCUCCUGCGCACCACAUCCAGAUCUGCCCCACCAGACCCUGUGUGGCUCUAAGUGCUGGCCUCGGUGAGAAGCCCUCCAGCCAGCUGGUCUGUUGUCCAGGUCCGUCAGUGUCUGGUUUCCCUGCCCUGUGUAAUUUAAACAUUAGAGCUGAAUACAUCUGUCAUUCUCCCUUCUCUGGAGACUGUGAAAUGUCCAGAGCUUUUCAGACUAGUGCAGAGAAGAAAUGUUGUGUAACUCCAAGCAGAGGCCUGGGACUGUCCAGAUGUGGCGGAGCUGGCCCAGAGACUUCCUCCAGUGUGUAGCACAUCUGUCAGUCAGUCAGCCGGCAGCGAUCUAGGAGUGAGCCACAGCUGCACGCACCCAUGCAGAGAGGGAAACCUGGUUCUGAGUUUCAAACAGAAAUUGGGAGUCAGGACAUCUACUUUGUGCCAGCCUUAAUUUACCUCAUUACUCCUCACAACAGCUCUGUGGGGCAGGAAAGGUCAUCGUGUGAAGCCACUUUUACUCAGAUGAGCAGUGUCCCAGCCUUCAAACAUCAGCCCCUCAGACCAUUUGAAACCCUUUCAGGAACAAACUCUCAUGAGAAUUGGUGACAGGAUCAGACAGGCACAUGGCAUUCCCAGAGAACCCUUUCUUUCCAGACUUCUUCCCAUAGUUUCACCCUCAGAGAAAUGUUGGCUGUGGUCUCCUCCCCUGCCCCCUGCCCUCCUGUGGAAAGAAAGGUCAGUUACAGAUGCCCAGGCCCUGGGGAGACUGGAGAGGCAGCGGUAAGCCAGGAGCUCAGUGCUCAGCCUCUUCCCAGCUAUCACCAGUGCAGGAAUGGGACAGCAGCAGCUCAUUCUGGCGUAGCCAGGGCGACGGGGGCUGGGAGUAUGGACAUCUGCACCAACCACACUCUCCGAACUGUCUAAGCUGUUGGCAUGUGCUCAGUGCAGAGUGUUGGCAGUAACUGAUGUACUGCAGACUUGCAAAGACUGCUACCAUGUAAGUAAUGUAUGUAAAUUAACGUUUUGUGUAAUGAAAGUUUUUACUUUUUGCAAUUAAAAGUGUGUAUGUUGAUUGAUAA